Messenger RNA from Geodia barretti, 3850 nucleotides. Lineage: Eukaryota; Metazoa; Porifera; Demospongiae; Tetractinellida; Geodiidae. The record is from the annotation of a GenBank genome assembly.
CCUCUGGUUUAAGUGGGGCUUUCGAAAAACCCUUAACUUCGCAAAAGGUAGUGUUGCAUUGCCAUCUCUUCUGGGCCUUUGACUGAAAACAGCAUGUGUACAUACACACCCGAUGUAACCACGCCCACUUGAACAUCAGAAGAGGAUAACCAACCACAGAGAUGGCAACAACCACAGAGAUGGCAACGAACACAGACCAACUUAUAGAUAUCUCAGCUUCUCACACAUAAAGCACGCUUUCUUGACCCACGGCUUACUAACGGCGUGCUAUGUAACACCACGAUGUUGUGGAUCAUUACAUGGUUUUGAAAAGAACCAACUCACACAAAUAUGGUACGAAGGCGCCUCGCCAACCGGUAGGAGUGGAGAAAAGACUAUCCCUCCGCGGUCGGUCACACACACGUACACAUGUGUUAACGGCAGAACGGAAAUGAACCAACCUGCUCCACGCGCAUGCGUGUAACUCAGCUGAGCUAGCUAGCUCUCUGGGAGGUAGUAGAUGGAUGAGGCCACUGCAAUUCGAUUGGUAAGCCAGUUUCUCUCAGAACGUGGCUUUACGUCUACUUUAAAGGCCCUUGAAAUCGAAAGUGGCAGAAAAUAUAUUCCCCUGGAAGAUCAUGAAGCUAAGAAAACUGGACAACUCCAAGCCAUAUUAGAUGACUAUACUUCGCGAAUGAAACAAAAACUGGCUCUGGAAGUGUCACCAACUCAUUUGUUCCAACGGGGACAGGGCGAACAUGCAAACAUGUUAUUGAAGUCCUUUGAAGAUGUAGGUGGUGGUGUCAACAUAUUGGUGGUUAGACUAAUAGAGAAUGGUGGUAUGCAGAAAAAUGAUGUAUGUGUGUAUGAAAAUGAGCUACUGCAUGCCUGUGCCUGUAAUAUAUCGCAAGAUCAAGGACUUGAUAUAUGUAACUAGCUAAGUGCAGGAGACGGGAGGGCAAGGGCAGACUACCUAAUGUACAGUGUACUAUGCAUGGGGGACAUAGUUUAGAACAGCUUAGCUGCUCAGUAUACAGGGUGUGAGCCCUGAGUGGGCUCAGUAGCCCUUUCAAACAGAACCGUGGCUUGUCAAUAGCAAGAGUGCACACUUGUUCAAUUAUAAGGAGAUAGAGCUGUACAUUUGCACUGAGGAUUGUUAAGUCUUCAAGUUAAAAAGUGUGAAUAUAGGGAUGCAUAAAAAGAAUGGAGACAAGACAGGGAUGACUAGUGCAUGUGAUGCAGUAGUACAAUGGAUGAUGGUUAUAUUAUCUUCAAUGGCACCAGUCUCUAUGCUGUUUGUGUGUAAAAAUUCUCGUGUUGUGUUGGUUAUAGCCACUAACACCAUUUAAAAGUGUUGUUUGCCUGAGGCUGUUUGUUGCUGUUUACAAACUUGUAACUUCUGCUUUGAUAAAAUUCUUAUCGUAGUAAUUAGUGUAUCAGGUUUCAAUGUUAAAGACCCACCAUAAGCAAGUUUUAUAAUAGGCGCAAACACAUAAGUUUUUUUUGCCUGAGCCUGUUUUGUUGUUUACAACCUUGUAAUAUCUGCUUCUAAGAACUCUUAUCAUGGUACAUUUGUGUACCAAGUUCUAUUGUUAAAGGACCCACCGUAAGCAAGUUAUAGGACAAACACAGUUUACAAGUUGUUUUUUUCCCUGAGCCUGUUGUUCUUUACUUGUACUUUUCGUUUGGGUGAAGUUUGAUCAUGGUACAUCAGUAUACCAAGUGUCAUCGUUAGAAAGCAAGUUAUAGUUACAUUUAAAAACUUAGUAUUUUCUGUAUUGAGCAACUCUUAUCAUGGUACAUCAGUGUACCAACAUUUUCACCAGGACCCAAAGCAAGUUAUAGACUUUUUAGAAGCCUUAAAAUACCGAUUAUGCCAUUUCUGAGGUACAGACUCUUUUUGACCAUACGAAUCAGACUGAUGUGUCAGAGGUGGGAUCUCAUUGAAACUGAAAGCGAAACGAACAAAUAUCAAAUGUAUGGGCAUAAUGCAGGACAUGGCGUGUCAUCCCUAUUUACUAAGUACUAUUGUACUUAGUGAUACACACAACUCAUGGAUAUAGAAUUUAAGUGGUGGUUGUAAUACUUCAUUAGUUCUGAUAUAUGGAGCUGCGAAGUCAUUGAUUGGUGUAGCAGAGUUGUCACUUCCUCUUACCUUCGAAAGACCUCCAGUUACCCCAAUUUUUACUGUGAGCACUUUCUGCAAAGGAGCUGUUUUGAGCCUUGAUGUACAUCCCAAAAAUCGGAAUUUAAUUGUUUGUGGAAGUAUGGACCGUCUAGCUUUCAUUCUCGACCUUUCAAAGGCAGAUGAAGAUAUGGUUAUUCAGAAAUUCGAAAGUCAUACCAAGUAUGUUGUGCGAGUGUUAUGGUCGAGCUCAGGAAAUUUUUUUAUCACAGCUUCGUAUGAUAAAACGAUAUGUGUGUAUAAACUAAGAAAUGAUGAAGUUGAACUCUAUGACAUUAUUCAGAAACUUCAUUUCAAAGGAGUAAUUGAGAGUUUAGCAUUUUGUAAGUGCCGUCAGAUGAACAUGAAUUCAAUUGGUGAUGACUACGUUAGCUUUGUUCCUAUGCACAUAUCUUUUGGUCCCAAUGGGCAUUUCAUGCUUAUAUCAACUGACCAAGACAGGCUCUUACUGUAUUCAUGGACCAAUGGAAAGCAGAUAGCUUGUUUUUAUGGUGCUACGAACGAUGAAUUAAGUCAACCAAGAAAUUGCUGGGAUCAUAGUGGAAAGUAUGUUUAUGGCACAUCCCAGGAUGGAUCUAUAGUUGUGUGGGAAAUCAGGUCACAGAGAAUUGUCUGUAAACUUGAAGGUCACAAUGCAACAGUGAGGGACCUUUUCUUCUGCAAUGAGCUAAAGUUGUUGGUUUCAUGUGGCUUUGAUGGAUCAAUUAAAUUGUGGCAAUCACAUUCACCGACAAGAGAAAUAUUGUAGAGUCAUAAACCAUAAUGUGUGACCACACUCACAUCACUUUUUAUCUGCUCAAAUAAAUGUUUAUACACUGUGUGUACAUGGUCAAAAAUGUAUCUGUUUGAUAUAGGACAUAAUUUUUUCAUGUAAUGACAAAAUUACAGUUGUUAAAAAACAGAUGGCUGUCCAGGCAAACUUUACCAUACUUCUUCCUCAGUUCGACCAAAUUUGAAAAUCAGUGUGCUGAGGAAAAUGAAGAGGUUCUGGAGAAAGAAAGCGAUCCCUUGCCACCAGUGAGGAAAGCCAGGUGGACAUGAGUUACCAGAGGACUGACUAAGUGAAGGAGAAGUAGUCACUGUCACUGUGCUGUUGCCUUCAUUUGUCGAGUGGCAGUCAUCAGUCACAGCUGGAACAAGAAACUCCUGCACCAGUAUCCACAGAGAUCCAAUCAAUCCUCCAAAUGCAAGAACAAACCCCACAAAUAGCCAGGCCCGGGCACCUUUUCUCCCAAGGCAUCCUUCUGUGUAUAAGUCUCCAGUAACCUGUCCGGUAGAAACAGCAUUGAUCCUCAAAAGUGCUAUAGUAGAAAAUAUUCCACAGAUGUGAAACGCUGCAUACACCGGCUCUGCCCUUUCAGCACAAGCAUCAAUUGCAAACCACCAUCCAACAGCAAACUGAAAGUUGAACAAUUGAGCACAACACUGACUGAUGUUAGACACAGCACACACACAAACCCAAGCACAUAGUGAGUAGGCCGACCGACCGGAAGGGAAGGCUAAACAGGCGUAUAUACCAGUGUUCCAGCGACUACCGAAGCGAUCAUGUUUCUCUUCGGCUUUAGCCAUUCCAGAGCCGGAUCUAGACAGCCACAUCUGCAAUUAAGUUUGUCUAAACAGCCACUCAUCUUCCCCCUGGUCAGAUCAAGCACAAAAGCUGGUCACCUAGGAUCGAUUACCACACAA